UCACCGUGCGACCGGAAAUAGUCACAACAGAAGCGAUGGCAGAUUCAGGAAAUGAAAAGGUUAUCAAGCUCGUUCCUGAAAACCUUCUCAAGAAACGGAAGGCAUACCUUGCUAUCAAAGCUACUCAAGCCAAACUUGCAUUACAGCAGAAGAGAAAAGUUCAAAAAGGAAUUCCCUUGAAGUUUAAGCGGUUGGAGGAGUUUUUGAAAAACAGCAAGAGGAAGAGUCGAGAUGAGACACGGCUCACCAGACUAAAACACAGACCUCCACCUCCCAUGCCACCAGCAAAGAAAAGCCUGGUCUUUGCUGUCCGCAUCAGAGAGAUCAAAGGUGUGAGCCACAAAGUGAUCAGGGCAAUUCAAAUGCUAAGGGUAAGGAAGAUCUUCAGUGGCACGUUUGUGAAAGUCAGCAAGGCUUCUAUAAAAAUGCUUAAGACUGUGGAGCCCUAUGUUGCUUGGGGUUAUCCCAACUUGAAAUCAGUCCGUGAGCUGAUAUUGAAAAGAGGUCUGGCAAGAGUUGAUAAGAGAAAGAUUCCUCUGACUGACAAUACACUCAUUGAACAGCAUCUCGGACAAUAUGGUAUCAUCUGUUUGGAGGACCUUAUCCAUGAGAUUUAUUCUGCUGGAAAGAACUUCAGGUUUGUCAACAACUUCCUGUAUCCGUUCCGUUUAUCAGUACCACGACAUGCUGCUAGAGACAAAGUUGGACUCAUGAAAGAUAUUGGUGAUCCUGGACCCAGAGCUGAGGACAUAAACACAGUCAUCAGGAAACUCAACUGAACCAAUGGACCGUUAUUUUGUCACCUUUGUCAAUGUCCUUUUUUGAGAAUAAAUGUUUAUUCAGAA
Molecule: messenger RNA, 845 nt
Organism: Carassius carassius (crucian carp)
Lineage: Eukaryota; Metazoa; Chordata; Actinopteri; Cypriniformes; Cyprinidae
Gene: rpl7l1
Product: ribosomal protein L7-like 1
Exons: 6
Coding region: 36-779 (247 amino acids)
Biological process (GO): maturation of LSU-rRNA from tricistronic rRNA transcript (SSU-rRNA, 5.8S rRNA, LSU-rRNA)
Cellular component (GO): cytosolic large ribosomal subunit
Molecular function (GO): RNA binding; structural constituent of ribosome
Source: RefSeq, a predicted model, not a curated record